This is a messenger RNA of Phycomyces blakesleeanus NRRL 1555(-), 960 nucleotides long. It is a transcript of the gene pkaC2, whose product is annotated as protein kinase A catalytic subunit. Gene Ontology annotation, biological process: peptidyl-serine phosphorylation. The annotation marks the transcript as partial. The transcript is spliced from 4 exons. Gene Ontology annotation, molecular function: cAMP-dependent protein kinase activity; ATP binding. The record is from RefSeq and is a predicted model, not a curated record. Gene Ontology annotation, cellular component: nucleus; cAMP-dependent protein kinase complex. Lineage: Eukaryota; Fungi; Mucoromycota; Mucoromycetes; Mucorales; Phycomycetaceae.
CGACCCAGACUUAAGCUGGCUGAUUUCCAAAUCUUGCGCACCCUCGGAACAGGUUCCUUUGGGCGUGUACAUCUCGUACAAUCCAAGGUCAAUGCACGGUACUAUGCCAUCAAGGUCCUCAAGAAGACCGAGGUUGUACGACUGAAGCAGGUUGAACACACCAACAACGAAAAGCAUAUCCUGGAGGCAGUAGCCCACCCGUUCCUGGUCAACAUGUGGGGAACCUUCCAAGACGAUGCAAACCUUUAUAUGGUUAUGGACUAUGUACCUGGUGGAGAACUCUUUUCUGUACUUCGCCGAUCGCAGCGGUUCCCAGACCAUGUCGCCAAAUUCUACGCUGCCGAAGUUAUGCUGGCCAUCGAGUACAUGCACUCAAAAGAUAUGAUCUACCGCGAUUUGAAGCCAGAGAACCUGCUAUUGGAUGCCCAAGGUCAUAUCAAAAUAACCGAUUUUGGAUUUGCGAAAUAUGUUCCUGAUAUUACAUGGACACUGUGUGGCACACCCGAUUACCUUGCGCCAGAGAUUAUUCAAUCUAAAGGUUACGGUAAAGCAGUGGACUGGUGGAGUCUUGGCAUUCUUAUCUUUGAAAUGUUGGCAGGAUAUCCGCCUUUCUACGAUGAUGACCACUUAAAGUUGUAUGAAAAGAUCUUGGCAGGAAAGAUUAAAUGGCCACAAUAUUUUGAUCCCAACGCAAAGGAUCUUCUGAAGAGAUUACUGAUGUCCGACCUUUCGAAACGCUAUGGUAAUCUAAAGGGUGGAAGUGAAGAUAUCAAGCGACAUCCCUGGUUCCAGGGUGUUGAUUUUAACAGAAUCCUGGCCCGUCAAAUCAGGCCACCUUAUGUGCCUCAAAUCAGGGGCGAUGGAGAUGCCAGUCAUUUCGACAAGUAUCCGGAGACUCAAGAACAAUAUGGUAUCACUGGAAUUAGCGAUCCCUACCGACAUCUUUUCCCAGACUUUUAA